Recurvomyces mirabilis is the source of this 567-nucleotide messenger RNA. RefSeq names its product Rhodanese- sulfurtransferase (gene RRS1). Lineage: Eukaryota; Fungi; Ascomycota; Dothideomycetes; Mycosphaerellales; Teratosphaeriaceae. Gene Ontology annotation, molecular function: protein binding. Gene Ontology annotation, cellular component: nucleolus; nucleus; preribosome, large subunit precursor. The coding region runs from base 1 to 567 and encodes 188 amino acids. Gene Ontology annotation, biological process: ribosomal large subunit biogenesis; endonucleolytic cleavage in ITS1 to separate SSU-rRNA from 5.8S rRNA and LSU-rRNA from tricistronic rRNA transcript (SSU-rRNA, 5.8S rRNA, LSU-rRNA); ribosome biogenesis. The transcript has a single exon. The record is from RefSeq and is a predicted model, not a curated record.
AUGGACCUCUCCCAACCCCAAACCUACACCUAUGACCUCGGCAACCUCCUCAUUAACGACCCCACUCCCCUUCCCCACCACACCCCGACCACGCUCGAAUCAACCCUCCAAACCACCGCCCAAGCCACGGCCCAAGGCCUCCUCCAUCAACUCCUCACCGCCUGCCCCAUCGUCCGCAGUACCGACGACGCCGGCGCCUUGCACAUCCGUCUCCCGGCCCCCUCCACCCUCCUCCCCAGAGAGAAACCAGUCCCAAAGGCGAAAGAGAAGACGACGUGGGAGAAAUUCGCCGAGAAGAAGGGGAUCGGGAAGAAGCGGAAGGAGGGGAAUUUGAAGUUCGAUGAGGGGAAGGGGGAGUGGAGGAAGAAGUACGGGUUUAAGGGGGGUAAAGGCGGUGCGGGUUUGGACGGGAUGGAUGGGAAGGGCGGGGUGAGCGCGGACUGGAUUACCGAGGUUUUGGAUGAGAAGGAGAAGAAGGAGGUGGAGGAGAAGAAGGGGAGGGUUGAUCGGGAGGGGAAGCGGAUUCGAAGUUCGGGGAAGCGGGGGCAAGGGAAACGGGGCCAUUGA